Molecule: messenger RNA, 2360 nt
Organism: Seriola dumerili (greater amberjack)
Lineage: Eukaryota; Metazoa; Chordata; Actinopteri; Carangiformes; Carangidae
Gene: inafm2
Product: InaF motif containing 2
Exons: 1
Coding region: 417-1109 (230 amino acids)
Source: RefSeq, a predicted model, not a curated record
GCUGUGUACCGUAUGAUCUCACUUAAUCGUUUUAAUAAAUGACAUCAAAUCGCAUACUGCGGAUUCGCCGUGAGGCCCGUUACAGCCAAGCCGUUCCACGGAGAUGUCGUAUAAGGUAGACGUUUGUCCCGCCGCUGACGGAUGGUGAAACGCUCAAUCAGCCUGUGGAUGCUUGAUGUCCGUUAUGAAACGCAAUGCUGCACUGGGUGCCGAAUGUUAGGCGCAGCGCUUUUGAGAUCAAAUGAAUCACAAGGAACCAAUUUAGCUGCAAAAGACUCCUGCGGCGCGGACGGUUCAAGGUGGCCCAGCAUCCUUCUGCUCAGCCCUCAGCUUCCUGUCUUCUCUUGGACUGUGGAUAACAAGAAGCCUUCAAGACGGAGGGGGUGGUGGAGCAUCGAGGAAAAAAUAGGGGCAAUAUGAGAGAGCGGGACUUCAUGCCCAAUAUGGAGAGGGGCAAACCUGCCACUUACACGGGGGACAAAAAGGCAAAGAUGGCUGCUAAGACUAACAAGAAGUGGGUGAGACUAGCCACUGUUUUUGCAUAUGUAUUGUCCGUGUCCUUAGCAGCCAUUAUCCUGGCAAUUUACUACAGCCUGAUCUGGAAACCAACUAGUGCAUCCUCUUCUGCGGGGAAGCCGGGGGUGCCUGAAGAGGUCACCCCCACCGCAAACAUCUCAACUGAUAUUACCACAAGCAACAAUGCCUCAGAGUGGAACUCUACACAGACAGGGCUGCUAUCUCUCAACCACAGCACGCAGGGCACAACCCCACACAGUCAAGCGUUUCAGUGGGAUGGCAUAGCCGAGAGUGUGGCCGUUUCCCCGCGCGGUGCCGGAGCAGACGUUGCGCACUCGCAGCAGGAGGAAGGACUCUACGCAUCAUCCCACGGUCACACAGGCGCGGAGAGAUCGGGCACUUUGGGUAGAGAGACGCGCGCGUCUCAAAGCCAUUACACCCAGUCGAGCACCAGGGAGUCUGGCGCUGCUUUCAACGAGGACGAGGAGGAGAGGCAGACGCGCGGUCGGGGCGUAGGGGCGACAGACCAACGCGACCCCGAACAGGCGCCUGCUGCAGAUUCUGCAACUGUCCCUCCGACGAGAGGAGACUGAUCGGGCCUGACUCCCUCUACCACCACCACCACACACCCCCUGGCCCCUCAUACACACACACACACACACACACACAAACUGACCCAACAAGGAGUGUUUUGCAGACUCAGUGCCGCAGGUCGGAUAACACACGGGUCUUCUUCUUUAAACUCAUUCUGCAGAUCCCCAAUGUGGAUGCUGAACUGCACGUUACCUGAUACCUGGCUCUUAUGGCUGAAUAAAGAGGAGACCCCGCUUCUUCUGUGAACACUGUUUCCCCCCUCAACACUAACUAUGCGUUUUUUUCCGUCUUAGGCCAUCUGUAUGCCUUAAAAUCAGUGUGUGUCUACUUUACCUCGGACAGCUUCCGUGGCCACUAACCUGCCUGUACGUGUGUACAAGACUGGUAUAGAUAUUUUUGUUAAAUGAAUAGGACAAAGGCUCCAGAGAUGCUUUUGGUUUUGUAGGACAUUAAUAUGUCUCACGGGCAUACAGCGCUUAACAUCACUGCCAUUCAUCAGCUGGUCAAAAUCAAUACUGCAUUAUUGCAUUUUAACAUAGGCUGUACUUUUCUUUUCAUGGAUCAAACCUGGAUUCCGAGUAGAAGAACCCGCAUUAUUGAGUUAUGCUCAGGUAUGUGCAUAUAACCAUGUAAAUGUAUUGUGUAUUUGGUUAUGUACAUAUAGGGCAGGCAUACAUCUUUUUGGCCUUGAUGAACUUUUAGUGUAAUUAGAUGAUUUUUAUUAAAGGUACAGUAUGUAUAAUAGGUAUAACUAUAUCACAAGGUACAAAUAAACAUCCUUAGAAAAUGAUUCAUUUCUAUGGUUUUAUACAUCCAUAACAGAUCUAUGUAAAUCACGAAUUACCCUGUAUGUUAAUGAUAUUUUAUUUACUCAGAGCCAGAAUGGAAAAUACAUAUUCAAAUAAAUGUUAGGUUUUCCCUAACAGCUAACAUUUUGUUUCAAAAAUGAGAAGAUGGAUUUAAAUGAACAGUGGCUGUCUUCAGGGUGUAGCAGUGCAACAUGCAAAUCCCACUUUUAUUAGCUGAUAUGAGGAAGUAGGUUCAACUGAAAUUAUAAUGACAGUGCAAGUACAAAGAGCAGUCUUGUGAUGUCAACAUUUAAUCAAAUUUUGUUAGGGAGGGGGGCCCUUUAAUUACCUGAGUGAACUGUCCAGUGUGUGAUCAGAGGGACUGUCUGCUGCUCCUCAUAGAAAGAGAAGCAUUCAUCUCUGAGUCUGCCACAGUUCACUCGCUGCAGCUCUCACUGAAAA